Messenger RNA from Arabidopsis lyrata subsp. lyrata, 2289 nucleotides. Its product is annotated as probable cyclic nucleotide-gated ion channel 12. Gene Ontology annotation, cellular component: membrane. The record is from RefSeq and is a predicted model, not a curated record. Lineage: Eukaryota; Viridiplantae; Streptophyta; Magnoliopsida; Brassicales; Brassicaceae. Gene Ontology annotation, molecular function: monoatomic ion channel activity. Bases 136 to 2106 code for a protein of 656 amino acids. Gene Ontology annotation, biological process: transmembrane transport; monoatomic ion transport. The transcript is spliced from 8 exons.
UUUUUAGUCUCUCUCGCUCUCUCUUCUUAGUUUGAGAAGACGGAAGUGGACUUCAUUUUCUUCUUUUUUUGCUAAAAAAGUAGACUUCAUUUUCUUGUACGGGAACUAAAAUAUUGCAGAUUGACAUAUACAAACAUGAAUCAUCAGAGGAGUAAAUUUGCUAGGCUUGAUCAUACUAGGAAUUUGGGGAGUUCUGUGGAUGGAAAAAUCAAAAGUGUUAGAGGAGGCUUGAAGAAGUUUUAUCAGAAGAUGAAAACACUGAAAAACUGGAGGAAGACUGUCUUGUUAGCUUGCGUGGUUGAUUUGGCUAUUGAUCCUUUGUUUCUCUUUAUCCCUUUGAUUGAUUCUAAUAAAUAUUGCUUCACUUUCGACAAGAAACUUGUAGCAGUAGUUUGUGUCAUUCGUACUUUUAGUGACACAUUCUAUGUGAUUCACAUCAUAUUUCAUCUUAUAACCGAGAUCAUGGCUCCUCGUCCUGAAGCAUCUUUUAGAGGCGAGAUUUCCGUGCAUUCUAAGGCUACACGGAAAACACGUCACCUCUUUCAAUUCAUUGUUAACAUUUUCUCUGUUCUCCCCAUUCCUCAGGUGGUGGUUCUAACUCUCAUUCCACGGUCUGCGUCGCUAGUGUCAGAGAAAAUACUGAAAUGGAUUAUACUUUGUCAAUUGUUACCAAGAAUCAUUCGUAUGUAUCCGCUUUACAAAGAAGUGACAAGAGCCUUUGGUACGGUGGCAGAAUCAAAGUGGAUUGGAGCUGCUUUAAACCUUUUCCUUUACAUGCUGCACAGUUAUGUGUUUGGGGCUUUUUGGUACGUGAGUGCAGUAGAAAAGAAAAGCAAAUGUUGGCGUGACGCGUGCGCUAGGACAUCCGACUGCGAUCUCACGAAUCUGCUUUGUGGACGAGGUGGCAGAGACAACAGUCGUUUCCUCAACACUUCAUGCCCCUUAAUCGACCCUGCCCAAAUCACAAACUUCACAGACUUCAACUUUGGGAUGUUCAUUGAUGCAUUGAAGUCAGGUGUGGUAGAGGUGAAACCAAGGGAUUUUCCGAGGAAAUUCCUCUAUUGCUUUUGGUGGGGUCUCCGUAAUAUUAGUGCUUUGGGCCAAAACCUGGAGACAAGCAACUCUGCAGGGGAGAUUUGUUUUGCUAUCAUCAUAUGUGUCUCUGGUUUACUCUUGUUUGCUGUGCUCAUUGGAAACGUUCAGAAGUACUUGCAAUCAUCAACCACUAGAGUAGAUGAAAUGGAGGAGAAAAAGAGAGACACUGAAAAAUGGAUGUCCUAUCGGGUGAUACCACAGUAUUUGAAGGAACGCAUUAGGAGAUUCGAAGAUUACAAAUGGCGAGAAACCAAAGGCACCGAAGAGGAAGCUCUUCUUCGUAGUCUUCCAAAAGACCUCAGACUCGAAACCAAACGCUAUCUUUACUUGGAUAUGUUAAAGCGUGUUCCAUGGCUUGACUUCAUGGAUGAUGGUUGGCUACUAGAAGCUGUGUGCGACCGAGUGAAGUCUGUGUUCUACUCAGCGAACAGCUACAUUGUGAGAGAGGGGCACCCAGUUGAGGAAAUGCUGAUUGUAACCAGAGGCAAUCUGAAAAGUACAACCGGAUCUCAUGAAAUAGGUGGCCGCUACAAUUGUUGUUACCUCCAAGCUGGUGACAUAUAUGGAGAACUUCUCUUCAAUGGUUCUCGCCUUCCCACCUCAACCAGAACCAUAAUGACUCUGACUGAAGUUGAAGGCUUCAUUCUCUUGCCUGAUGAUGUCAAUUUUAUAGCGUCUCAUUUAAAUGCCUUUCAACGACAGAAACUCAAACAAACAUUCAGGUUCUAUUCAGAGAAAUGGCGCUCAUGGGCGGCAUUCUUCAUUCAAAGGGCAUGGAGGGAACAUUGCAAAAGGAAGCUUUCUAAGAUCUUACGUGCCAAAAGAGACAACGAGAACAUUCCACAAGGCAAGCAACUCAAUCUUGAAUCAACGCUCUACGUGUCGAGAUUUGUGUCCAAAGCUUUGCAAAAUCGACGGAAAGAUACAGCAGAUUGUUCCACUUCUCUUGAUAUGUCACCUCCGGUACCUCAUAAACCAGCCGAUCUCGAGUUUGCAAGGGAUGAAGCAUAGUGUAUCUUUGAAGGAAAAUGACUUUGUACACAAACAAGGAAGUGAAGACUAUGCUUAAUUCACGCAAUCAUUUAUUAGGAAUUGUAGGGCAUGUUUUGAGUACAUGGAGAUAACUUGGUCGAUUGCUGUUUCUAGGUCAAGUCUGCCUUAAGAGAUGGUUCAAAAUAGCUACAAUAAGUUGUA